AUGACGAAACCCACCGCUGGCUUCCAGACGCUGCGCCCUUCCUCCCUUCGCUCCUCCUCCACCGCCGGCGCCCGCUCCGCCGCAGCGAAGCUCGCGGUCGCCAGCGCCGUCCCCCGGGACCUCGCCUCCAGCACCAAGGUGGUGCGCAAGUGCCUGGACUACGACGGCGACUCCACCCUCCCUGCUUCCGCAGCCUCCACGCCGCCGCUGGAGGACGGCCUCGCACCUCUGCUGGACCUGCCGGACCCUGAAGUCUCCGGCGACUCCUCGUCCUCCAUCAUCUUCUCUGCUCCGGAUGACGCGGUCAUAGCUUCCGCCGACUCCUCCGUCACCGAGCGACGCACCCCUUCCGGAGCAAAUCAAGCUCGUCAUGUCCUCAGCCCGCGCUCCAAGCGCCUCCUCACGGCGCUCGCCGAGGCCGCUAACGCCGAGCUCACCCCCACGACGACCGCCGCCCGCCGCCUCCGUCGCGCCACUUUCUGGGGCAAGGUGCGCGUGGCGGUCCUCGCCGCGACGGUCACCACCGUGGCCGCCAUCGACGUCGCGCUCGCCGCCUACCUCUACGCGCGCCGCGUCAACGACCGGUACCACGUCAUGCCCCCCACCUGA
Molecule: messenger RNA, 609 nt
Organism: Miscanthus lutarioriparius
Lineage: Eukaryota; Viridiplantae; Streptophyta; Magnoliopsida; Poales; Poaceae
Source: the annotation of a GenBank genome assembly